Molecule: messenger RNA, 1925 nt
Organism: Hippocampus comes (tiger tail seahorse)
Lineage: Eukaryota; Metazoa; Chordata; Actinopteri; Syngnathiformes; Syngnathidae
Product: transmembrane protein 235
Exons: 4
Coding region: 242-871 (209 amino acids)
Cellular component (GO): apical plasma membrane
Source: RefSeq, a predicted model, not a curated record
UCAGUGUCUUCCUCACUUACACAAGCAUCUCCAGUUGUUAUCUUUUAGCGGAGAAAGUGACCAGAAAGUAUUCUUUUCUUUCGAAUAUUCUGCGAUAAACUCAGAGCUGUCGAGACGGACUAACAGUGAUAUAAGGAACGGGCGGUGUGGAGAGCUUUUACGCGUUUGAUUUUUUUAUUUUUAUUUUUUUUUUACAAAUGCAGAAAAUGUGCGGAGUAUUCGAAUAACUGUCAUCUUCGCGAUGGGGUACGGGUUGGUGGUUCUCUCUGCCGGCUGUUCGGGUUUGCUCAGCUUUUGCUUCCUCGCCGUUUCAAUCGGAACUGAUUAUUGGUACAUUAUCGAUGUGAAUAAGCCUAACUACACUGACUCCGCGGAGCUGAGUUCCUACUCUGGACUGUGGAGAAUUAAUGAAGGGUCGAACAAGAGUUCGGUCAUCCCUUCCUUUACGGCCAACAUGUCCGCCCUGUCUGAUGUGGAGAGGCACCUUCUCAAGCUCCACAAGGCGGUGGUCAUCAUAUUGCCACUGGGCUUGGUGCUGCUGGUGUUUGGUUGGAUUUUCGGGCUCGUCAGUUCGUUGGCCUGCAGCCCGAAGCUAUUGACCGGAACCGCAUUCUACUUUCUCAUCUGCAGUCUCUUCACCGUGACUGGGGUAAGCCUCUACAUCGAAUACUCCAACAAGGCCAUGGAGGAGUUCCAGCGCGUCGUGGCCCCAAAAGAGCUCGCUUAUGUGAAGGUGUCAUUCGGUUGGUCCUUCAUCAUGACUUGGAUCUCCUUCGCUUUGGAGCUGGCCGCCGGCCUGCUUCUGCUGCUGGCUGCUAAGAUCAUUCAAAUGAGAGGACGCUACGACUGUGGCAUCGCCGUCACUUUGUGAAUGUCAAAAGUCUUGCAGUUGACCUUUUGUUAAGUCACAACCCCCUAAAAAAAAGGCAGACCGACUCAUCACAGCAGAGCACACAUGAGAGGUCCUGAACUUCUCGCCAUAGCAUCCUAUUGAACACAAUCCAUUCAUCCUUCUCAAGGUGGAGCCUAAUCCAGCUGACCCCAGACUGGUUGCCAGCCAAUCAAACAAGUUGUGCCUCUCCCUAAGAAUGCACACAAUCCCGACCUCAGAACUGUAAGGCAGAUCACCCACUAGUCCACCGCACUGUGUAGAACACUAUUUUGACCACAUUUUUAUUUAUUUGAACCUUUUUUUUUUUUUAAUGGUUCAGCUUCCAAAACCCCAGACUAACCCAGACAAAUUGCGAGCUGCUGAUAAAGCCCUGCGCACCCUUCUGCCUGCUGUUUCAGUCUAAAAUGUCAUUUUUUUUCCCCACCCCCAAAAUUUGAUAAUGCUCCUCCAGGCAGUGCAGACAAUGUCAGUUUCCAGAGCUUGAUGCUAGCAACGGUUACCAAGGCGGAAUGGGUCUUAGCGAAAGGUCAAUAACUGUAAGAAAAAAAAAAAGUGCUACAAAAGCCCACCUCAUUCUAUGUGACUAUGGUGCAUAAAGUUAAAUUCUAUUUGUCCUUUUAAUGUAUUUGUUUUUUACAUUUAAUCAUACAUACAUAUAUAUAUAUAUAUAUAUAUAUAUAUAUACAGUAUAUCACUGUACAAUCAGUUCAGCUCUACCAUAUUGAUCAUCACACCAAUCCAUUUGUACAAGUUAAUUAUAUCAGCAGGCAAAAACAUGAAAGGUAACAGUAGUAACUAAACAAAUGAGAUUUGAUGAAGCAUUGUUGCGCUUCAGUCAAAAUGUCACUGGAGACAAGUCGUGUUAUGAGUUUGUGUCAUCUACAGUACUAAUCGGGUCGCAACGUAAACAGGUGGAACUCAGUGCACCAUGGGAAAUCACCGCGUGAAUCGAGGUCUAAUCAAGCCCGAGUCAGCCUGAACGAUAAGAUGUGGAAAGCUGCAGGAUUGAAAGUGCAAGAUUGGUUACUAUUAA